CAGGGUUACUCCAACUACCGGUAUGGAUGCCGGACGGAUUUUCCACUACUGGGCAUGUCUUGUUUUGUGCUUACAACUGUCAUUGUACGUUCAAGGCAACUCGGUACAGCCUUACAUCCAAGCAUCACUCUGCACCAACGGAGAUGCCGGGGGCUUUUGUUUUUGCAUACCAGGAUAUACACACAUUGCCGGCACACAAAGGUGUAGAAUAAAUUGCGCGAAAUUCAAAACAGAAUCCAGUUGCCCUGACGUUUCAGUAUGUGAGUACUCUGAACCGAAUGUCACAUGUGUUUGCCCGGAAGGUCAAGUGAUUGUAUCGAACAAUUGCGUGGACAAGUGUACGACUUGCUCACAGUUUGCCAGCUGCAUCAAGACAACGGGAACACUGCAGCCCAAUUGCACCUGUAGAGAUGGCUACACAGGCAAUGGGACACACUGCACUGCCAUUGCGCGCCCGACACCUCCCUACAAGAAUCCGAUUAGUUGCGGUUCCCUGCCGGACUUUGGCGGCGCACAAGCCAGUCAAGAUUGCUGUGAUACAGACUACGAGUACAACUCUACGUCCGGGCAGUGUCAAAGAGUCUGCGCUAAAUUCAAUUGCACUGCGAACGCUGAAUGUGAGUACGGGCAGCAUGCCAUUCGUUGCGUCUGCAGCAACGGCUAUGUCAACGAUUCGAACGCCGAAUGCGUCACAAAGGACCCAUGCGCCAGCCGCCCAUGUUCUCCGCUUGCCAACUGCACCGCCAGUGCAAGUGGAACCGCCCACACUUGCACGUGCAAACCAGGUUACCAUGGAAAUGGAACUCACUGUUCUGACGACGACGAAUGCAGCAAUGGAGCAAACACAUGCCAUGGUAAGGCCGAGUGCAGAAACAUGGACGGGUCAUUCGUAUGCCUGUGUCGAGCGGGAUAUUCAGGUGACGGGAUAACCUCUUGCGAUGAUAUUAAUGAAUGUGGACAGGCUGACACUUGCCAUGACCAUUCAACUUGUAACAAUACAGAGGGCAGCUACUCAUGCAGCUGCAAUGCCGGGUUUACUGGCAACUCUACGGGAUGCUCUGAUACGGAUGAGUGCACCUCAGGUAGCCAUAACUGUACAGCACCAAUGUCCAAUUGUACAAACACAAUCGGUGGGUAUACUUGUGAUUGUGAUGCGGGGUUCACAGAGUCAGACAAUGGUAAAUGUGAAAAUGUCAAUGAAUGCUUUCAAGCUAUACAAGUGUGCUCCGCGAAAGAAAUGUGUAGUGACACGAUUGGUUCAUAUGUAUGCCAAUGUCCUGCUGGGUACACACGGGGAGGCAACGGUGAAUGUGAAAAUAUCAAUGAAUGCUCUAUAGUUUGUAUUGACACAAUUGGUUCUUAUGAAUGCCAAUGUCCUGCUGGGUACACACUGGGAGGCAACGGUGAAUGUGAAAAUGUCAAUGAAUGCUCUAUAGUUUGUAAUGACACAAUUGGUUCUUAUGAAUGCCAAUGUCCUGCUGGGUACACACUGGGAGGCAACGGUGAAUGUGAAAAUGUCAAUGAAUGCUCUAUAGGUAUGUUCGUAUGUCCAUCGGCAGCAGUUUGUAUUGACACAAUUGGUUCUUAUGAAUGCCAAUGUCCUGCUGGGUACACACUGGGAGGCAACGGUGAAUGUGAAAAUAUCAAUGAAUGCUCUAUAGAAGUUUGUAAUGACACAAUUGGUUCUUAUGAAUGCCAAUGUCCUACUGGGUUCACACGGGGAGGCAACGGUGAAUGUGAAAAUGUCAACGAAUGCUUUGAAGGUCUCUCCGAGGCAACAGUGAAUGCGAGAAUAUCGAUGAAUGCUCUCCUUCUAUACACGUGUGUUCUGGGAUAG
Sycon ciliatum is the source of this 1837-nucleotide messenger RNA. RefSeq names its product fibrillin-3-like. The transcript is spliced from 5 exons. NCBI's taxonomy places the organism in Eukaryota, Metazoa, Porifera, Calcarea, Leucosolenida, Sycettidae. The record is from RefSeq and is a predicted model, not a curated record. Gene Ontology annotation, molecular function: calcium ion binding. The coding region runs from base 23 to 1837 and encodes 604 amino acids.